AUGGCUACCGGCAACUUCAAAUACAACAGUUUGCAGGAGAAUGAGAUCAGGGUGUUGGUUCUGGACGCAGCUCAAGAGGGAGACGCCCUCUCGGGAGCCCUUGUCGUUGUGAAGCAUGUCCCUGGCGAGCAUGUUACGCGGUACGAUGCAAUGUCGUACACGUGGGGUGACCAGUCAGAUCCCGACUAUAUAGAUCUCCGGCAUCCGAAACCGAUUGGCCACGAUAAAUCAUGCAUUUGCAACAAAGAGUCUUCGGGGUCGCUUGCCAUCGGUCGCAAUCUUGCUUCUGCUUUGCGAAAGAUCCGUCACCAAAGCAAUAGCCAGAUCCUCUGGGCUGACUCAAUUUGCAUCAAUCAACGGGACCUCGAUGAGCGAGCCGCGCAGGUCCUGCGAAUGCGCGAUAUAUACAAGCACGCCCAGCGCGUCAUUGCCUGGCUCGGCCCCGCCGACGAACACAGCCCCAUUGCCAUCGCCAUGCUGCAAGAACUCGCCGACUGCGUCGACUUUACCAAUGAGGAGGACGACAUCUUGGAUAACCGGAUAAGAUUUAAGCCAGACAAGUAUGACUUUCUUAUGAGAAGACACCCAGACAAUUCCCACGACUGGUCCAAGCCCAUGCCCUUCUCUGACCGCCAGUGGCAGGCCUUGCUAUCCUUGAUAUCGCGGUCCUGGUUCCGUCGACUAUGGGUACGUCAAGAAAUCCUACUGGCGGGUAAAGACACCAUUAUCCUGGUCGGAAACGACAGCAUGCCUUGGCUGCAUUUCAGGACCGCCAUCGAGAUAAUUGCGGCGAAAAGGGAGGCAUUGGCUGGCAAGGUCGACAUCCAUAUCAUGGUUGAGUUCUCCAACGCACGCAGCUUUUCGGCCCUUCGACACUUGAGGGACUUUUUCUCUCUCGUAGCUUACACACACGCCUGUGAGGUAACGGAGCCGAGGGAUAGAGUCUUCGCGCUGUUGGGUCUCGCAGAGGGCGGCUUUACUAGCGAAAUUGACGUUGAUUACAGAAAGGAUGUCAAGGACGUCCAUCGCGAUGCUUUGGUUCGGGCGUCGACGUACCAUCAAAAUCUUAAGUUGAUGUCGCUGUGCGAUUCAGCGUCCGAGCCGACAUGGAUCCCCGACUUGGAGCGGAUACAGCACCAGCGGCCCAUGACUUACGGUCGAGCUGCACUUUGCUCAGCCGAGAAUGCACAUGCGUUCACCAAAGAGCAAUUGCGAUUGCAAGGUAUACGCUGCGACUACAUUGCGGAGCUAGUCGGGCCUCAGGACAGUCAAGAUUCUCAAGCACAGCUCCAAGUCACUGUGCUAGAGGCAGCACGACGCUUUCUGGGUCCCCACUCAGAGACUUGGGAUUUCCAAAAAGUUCAGCAAUUUUCGCUCAUGUUACAUGUAAACGACUUCUUCAUCCACCCCCCAUUCAUCAACAAGAUGCACGAGCAGUUGGCGGAGCGAAUCAGCACCCAUAGUAAGACGCUCGGUGGCCAACUUGCACACUUGACUUACUACAUGCACAACCGCUCUAUAUAUCUGACCAAAAUGGGUUACAUCGUGCUGGGCCCACGGGACUGUCAGCCUGAUGACCUCGUCGUUGUCUUUCUUGGCUGCCAUCUGCCUAUGGUCCUUCGGUCGAUAGAGGACGGCGAGUACAAACUCAAAGGGCCGUGUGCUCACCCAGCACUCUUGGCCGGCGAAGCAAUUCUUGGCGAGAUGCCAAAGGGUUGGCGCCUACGCUACGCCAAACGAGGUGAAGAGCCUGUCUUUGAGAAUCCAGAAGGAAAGCGGCAGCAUAUAGACCCGCGGCUGGAUAACAUCCCUGUCCCGAAGGAAUGGGAGCUACGUUGGAGGGAUAAUGGUACCCCGUUUUGGUAUAUUGCUGCAGAAGAUCGAUGGACCAACUUUGAUCCAAGACUCUCGCUGGAUAGCCUUAGGAAGAGAGGGGUUAGAGUGGAUGAUUAUGUAUUGCGGUGA
Molecule: messenger RNA, 1965 nt
Organism: Fusarium oxysporum Fo47
Lineage: Eukaryota; Fungi; Ascomycota; Sordariomycetes; Hypocreales; Nectriaceae
Product: heterokaryon incompatibility protein-domain-containing protein
Exons: 1
Coding region: 1-1965 (654 amino acids)
Source: RefSeq, a predicted model, not a curated record